AUGUCCGGUCGCAACGCGCCGCGCUCAAAGAAUGGCUGCAGUACCUGUCGCCGACGGAAGAGCAACCCAUUUGCAAGCGCUGCCUCAACUUGCGACUCAGUUGCGAAUGGGGGGGUCCCCGUCAAACGCGGUCGCAGUGCCCAAAUCCGCCAUCUUCAACCCGCUCCGACCACCGACGAGAUUUCAUUAGAAGCUCCUUGGCCAACCUCGGAGGCCGGUGAUCUUACGGACCUGGACCUGGACCUCGACCUCGAUCUUGAUCUUGAUCUUGAUCUCCGCCCAAAUUCCUUGCCCAAUGGCCUCUCGCCAGUCUCCUGGCCUGGGGAUCCGGUGACGCUGGAUGUCGCCCCCCAUUUACCAGCCUUCUUCCCACCUGCCGCCGCCCAGGCGCGAAUCCCGACUCCCCUCUACCCACCGCUAAACACCAACAAAAUCGCCUGCGCCAAUUCCUUAACCCUCACGGAACACGAUCAUAAAUACUUUCAAUACUUCCCUUCCUCGUCCAUCGUCUACUAUUAUAUGAAAGGGUGGAAUUGGAGCAGCUUCUGCUACCUUUACGAAGGUCCCGCCGCUACAAACAAAGUCAUCAUGCGCAUGAUCCUGGCCCUUUCCGCAAGUGACAUGCAUCGUGAUGGAUUGGUGGUCAGAUCUCCCGGUCGUCCCACCGCGGAAGAUCACGGACGUUACCACUACAGCCUCGCUGUCAAGGAGUUCCGGCAACUUCUCGAGACCCCGCGGCGGAACGUUUCCGUGGAAGAGCUGGAAAUCAUUUUCGCAACCAUGUUUCUCAUGGUCACAUACGAAUGGCAGUUUGGCCACUCGGUGCGGCAUCUGCAGUUACAUCUCCACGGGGUGCGUUCCCUGCUGGAAUCCCAUCCGCAACUUUUUCGUCUCAAGGACAUCAAUGACGUCUUUUUCUCCUUGGAGCGCGGAUCUCCAACUCCAGAUAACAAUGCAGUCUCCAAGCUUUCCUUCAUCCCAGAGCAAUUCCUUCUGUGGAUCUUAUAUAUUGAUGCGAGCUCUCGCCCCAUGGGCUUAACCGAAUCCCUAAAUGAUUAUGUUCUGGAAUCAAAAAACCCAGCCCUUCAGCCGGAUCACCUCCAUCGCUGUGCUCGCCUCUGGGGGCGAUGCUUCUGGGGUGAACAAUACCCUGACCAGGAGGUCCUCGAUGAUAUCGAAAAUUAUCGUGCCUUAGAGCUACUCCAUGCAGGCUUUACUAUGCGCCACCGGACGUGGAAGAUGCUCGUGGAUCCCGAGGCUGCCAAGGAAUCCGCCGAUACACUCUUGCAAGACAUCCUUGCCACGCGUGAUAAAUUCUCCGACCUCUUUAUCACUGCGAAAUUCGCCGGUGCAGUCUCAGCCCGACGUACACUCAACACAAUAUACAUGGCCGUCUGUACAUUUUACGCUCAGAUUCUCUUCCACCGCCGGCUGCUGUCUGUCGACAAGCCACCCACGGCCAUGCACCGCCAAGCCACCCACGGAAUUAUCGACAUUCUCCACAAGCAGUUCGCCCCCGAUAGUCGACCCUUGCGACGACUGCACUGGCCUCUGAUGAUGGCCAUCAUUGAAACCGAAGACCCGAACCAACGGGCGUGGUUAAGGCAGCGCCUCUUCGAACUACGCGGGUUUCACUGUGAAUGCAUGUGGGCCAAUGAGAUUGCAGAUCAAAUUCUAGCUCAGCAGGACGUUGGCCAAGGAUGUUAUGCCAAUCUGGCGGAGCUGCUGUUGCAGCGCCUGCAUGUGCAAUGA
Penicillium cosmopolitanum is the source of this 1752-nucleotide messenger RNA. RefSeq names its product transcriptional regulator family TF. Gene Ontology annotation, biological process: positive regulation of transcription by RNA polymerase II. The coding region runs from base 1 to 1752 and encodes 583 amino acids. The transcript has 5 exons. The record is from RefSeq and is a predicted model, not a curated record. Lineage: Eukaryota; Fungi; Ascomycota; Eurotiomycetes; Eurotiales; Aspergillaceae. Gene Ontology annotation, cellular component: nucleus. Gene Ontology annotation, molecular function: DNA-binding transcription factor activity; transcription cis-regulatory region binding.